This is a messenger RNA of Cyprinodon variegatus (sheepshead minnow), 829 nucleotides long. RefSeq names its product phosducin-like (gene pdca). NCBI's taxonomy places the organism in Eukaryota, Metazoa, Chordata, Actinopteri, Cyprinodontiformes, Cyprinodontidae. Gene Ontology annotation, biological process: regulation of G protein-coupled receptor signaling pathway. The coding region runs from base 122 to 829 and encodes 235 amino acids. The transcript is spliced from 6 exons. The record is from RefSeq and is a predicted model, not a curated record.
UCUGUCCCCACCCUCUUAUCAGCCUGGUUCUCCCUUCUCUCCUCAGUAAAUUCUUGGACUGAGUGGAGAAAAGAAACUGACUCAACAGACAAAGACCAUUUAACAAAAAGUUUGCUGAAGGAUGUCGUCUGUAAACCAGGAAGAAGAGGAGCUUCCUGCAAAUUUCACAGGCCCGAAAGGUGUAAUUAAUGACUGGCGUAGAUACAAGCUGGACAGUGUGGACCAGAAUGUCCCUCAGAGAAAGAGAGAACUGCUUAGACAAAUGUCUAAUCCACGAGAUGAUGACAAGGAAAGGCAGAACAGAAAGAUGAGCGCUCAGGAGUACGAGCUGAUCCAAAACGAGGAUGAGCGUUGCCUGAAACGCUACAGAAAACAGUGCAUGCAAGAAAUGCACGAGCGCCUGAGCUUUGGUCCCAAGUUUGAAUGCGUGCACGAGCUGGAGAGUGGAGAAGCUUUCCUGGAGGUGAUAGAAAAGGAGCACCGUUUGACCCCCGUGGUGGUCCACAUCUACCAGCAUGGUGUCAAAGGCUGUGAGCAGAUGAACUCCUGUCUGGACUGUCUGGCUACUGAAUACCCCACUGUGAAGUUUUGUCGCAUUGAUGCUGUGGCAACAGGUGCUGCAGAGCGUUUCUCAUCUGAGGUUCUUCCUACGCUGUUGGUUUAUAAGGCUGGUGAAUUACUGGGAAAUUUCUUGGCCAUCACUAAAAACUUCAAUGAAGAGUUCUUUGCAACAGACGUGGAGGCAUUUCUGAAUGAAUACGGCCUCCUACCUGAAAAGGAGUUCAGUGCAUGUGCCGAUGAUGAAGAUGAUGCAGGGGAGGUGGAGUAA